Molecule: messenger RNA, 899 nt
Organism: Ruditapes philippinarum (Manila clam)
Lineage: Eukaryota; Metazoa; Mollusca; Bivalvia; Venerida; Veneridae
Product: sodium-dependent glucose transporter 1-like
Exons: 6
Coding region: 95-850 (251 amino acids)
Biological process (GO): transmembrane transport
Source: RefSeq, a predicted model, not a curated record
UACGUAAACAAUUUGAUAAAAAGGAAGGCACCGUUCGUUACGUUAAAAUUAACUAAGGUGUAAACAAAGAUAUAUUAUUAUCUCAGUUUUAAAUAUGGAUAACGAAACGGAAAGUCAGAAUUUAAAUGAAACAGCGAGCACGGAACUAGAUGCGAAUGUUGUUGAAAGUGGAUCUCGUAUGUUGAGGUGGUUUACAAAAUUAAAAACCGACAAAGAUUUCAGGAUAAAAAUCAUCAAAACUCUGUUGCUUUUUUGGACCUUUGUUGGAUUGGGAUGGAUGACCGGUCAAAUAGGACCGUCGUUUCCGGAUUUACAGCUAGUUGUCCAAGAAACGCUGGAUACAGCGUCAUGGCUGUUUACCAUCUAUUCUUUUGGAUACAUGACCGGCUCUCUUGGCGGAGGGUUAUUGUUCGACCACUUUAGCAAACCACUCGUGAUUGCACUAGCUACUUUGAUUCUGGCAGUUACUACAGUAUCUCUACCUUGGUGUAGAUGGUUCACAUUGAUGCUUGUAGUAAGAUUCGUCUCGGGACUUGGUGCAGGUGCACUCGACACAGGUGCAAAUGCCUACGUGAUGUCUUUUUGGGGUGAAAAGGCUGGUCCUUACAUGCAAGGACUACAUUUUUGUUUCUCCAUGGGUGGAAUAGUUUCACCAUUGGCAACCGAACCAUUUUUAGCUGAACGAUCUUGUCAUUAUCUUAACUUCACAGAGUCUAAGGUCAACCAAUCACAUGCAAACUUGACUUUAACGGAAGACGUGUCAAAUAAUGCUACUGGAAAUGAAUGUCAAACUACGGAGUUUGGAGAGACACAUAUUCACCUGGCCUACAUUAUUUCAUCUGUCGUAUAAUAAUUACAAGCUCCAUUCCCAUUUUUCGUCAUAUAUGUUCGUGAAAUAU